Molecule: messenger RNA, 2525 nt
Organism: Labrus mixtus (cuckoo wrasse)
Lineage: Eukaryota; Metazoa; Chordata; Actinopteri; Labriformes; Labridae
Product: ATP-binding cassette sub-family F member 3-like
Exons: 21
Coding region: 42-2177 (711 amino acids)
Molecular function (GO): ATP binding; ATP hydrolysis activity
Source: RefSeq, a predicted model, not a curated record
CUAACGCAUGCGCGUCACGGCACACUCCAGGGCCGGGUAUCAUGGCGACGUACGUGGACAUCCUGAAGAGCGAGUUUCCUGAGAUCGACACGGAGCUUUUCGACUACAUUACAGGUGUUUUGGACAGCGGCGGAGCAGAUUUCGAGGAUGGAGAGGAGGUGUAUGAAGCCAUCGGAGGAGUCCUGCAGGACGUGUCUGCCGACAGUAAAAAUGAGGACGACGUCAGAGACAUCUGCCUUCAGAUGUUUAACACUCUGCAGCUGAAUCACCAUCACGGCUCUCAGAAGCAGGUGUUGUUGGACGCUCCUGUGCAGCUCUCUCAGAUCUCUGUGGAUAACGUCCCUGCAGCUGAAGACGUUCAGGGUAUCUGGAUGCUGAAACGUUCUCAGAACACAACGGUGAACGCUAAGAAACUGGAGAAGGCCGAGGCGAAGCUGAAAGCUAAACACGAACGCAGGAACGAGAAGGACAUUCAGAAAGGCCCCAGUCCACUUGUCCUGGAGGAGGCGUCGGCCAGUCAGGCCAGCAGUAAGAAGGACAACAGAGUUGACCAAUCAGGGAAGAACCGCAGCUACGACAUCCGCAUCGAGAACUUUGAUGUUUCCUUUGGAGAGAGGUGUCUGCUGCAGGGGGCGGAGCUGUCCCUGGCGACAGGCAGGCGUUACGGUCUGAUUGGUCGGAACGGUCUUGGGAAAACAACGCUGCUGAAGAUGUUGGCCAGUCGUAACCUCCGUGUCCCGGCUCACAUCUCCAUCCUCCACGUGGAACAGGAAGUGGCGGGAGACGAGACGGGGGCGCUGCAGAGCGUCCUGGAGAGUGACACGCUGAGGGAGGAGCUUCUGAGCGAAGAGAAGAGGCUCAACGCUCGCAUCGCCAACGGAACGGCCGAGGGGAUGGAGAGCGUUCGACUGUCGGAGAUCUACGCCAAGCUGGAGGAGAUUGAUGCUGACAAGGCUCCAGCACGAGCUUCAGUCAUCCUGGCUGGUCUUGGAUUUUCUCCCAGAAUGCAACAGCAGACCACAAAGGAGUUUUCAGGAGGAUGGAGGAUGAGGUUGGCGUUGGCCCGAGCUCUAUUCGCUCGGCCGGACCUGCUGCUGCUGGACGAGCCGACCAACAUGUUGGACGUCAGAGCCAUUCUGUGGUUAGAAAACUACCUGCAGACGUGGCAGUCCACCAUCCUGGUCGUAUCCCACGACAGGAACUUCCUGAAUGCUGUGGUAACAGACAUCAUCCACCUGCACUCUCAGAGGCUGGAAAGUUACCGUGGUGACUAUGAAAACUUUAUUAAAACCAAAGAAGACAGACUGAAGAACCAGCAGAGAGAGUACGAGGCCCAGCUGCAGUACAGACAACACAUACAGGUGUUCAUCGACAGAUUUCGGUACAACGCUAACAGAGCUGCUCAGGUGCAGAGCAAACUCAAACAGCUGGAGAGGCUACCUGAACUCCAGCCCCUUGAAAAAGAGACAGAGGUCACUCUAAGGUUUCCAGAUAACUUUGAGAAGUUGUCCCCCCCGAUCCUCCAGCUGGAUGAGGUGGAGUUUUAUUACUCUGCUGACCUGCGGCUCUUCUCUGGACUCAACCUGUCUGCCGACCUCGAAUCUCGCAUCUGCAUCGUCGGAGAAAACGGAGCUGGUAAAUCCACCAUCCUCAAACUGCUGAUGGGCGAGCUGACGCCGGUGAACGGGAUCAGACAAGCUCACAGGAACUUGAAGAUCGGUUACUUCAGUCAGCAUCAUGUGGACCAGCUGGACCUGAACGUCUGCUCUGUGGAACUGCUGCUUAACAAGUUCCCCGGUCGGACAGAGGAGGAGUACCGUCACCAGCUGGGAGGUUACGGCAUCACCGGAGAGCUUUCCACGAGACCGGUGGCCAGUCUCUCGGGGGGGCAGAAGAGCCGGGUGGCCUUUGCACAGAUGACCAUGCCGUGUCCAAACUUCUACAUCCUGGACGAGCCGACAAACCACCUGGACAUGGAGACCAUCGAGGCACUGGCCAAAGCUCUCAACAAGUUCAAAGGCGGAGUCAUCCUGGUGUCUCACGACGAGCGUCUGAUCCGGUUGGUGUGUAAGGAGCUGUGGGUGUGUGAAGCCGGGAAAGUCGCUCGCAUCGACGGCGGCUUCGACGAGUACCGAGACAUCCUCCAGGAGCAGUUCAGGAAGGAGGGUUACCUGUGAGGCCCCGCCCACUGCUGACUGACCACACCAACGACUAACAUAACCCCGCCCCCUCCAUAGCAACACCUGUCAGAGCAGCCAACCAGCCGUCAGAGCAUAGGACGCUUUCUUCUCUGAACUGUCUCGCCUGCUGCGAGCUGAUUGGUCGUUUGUGUUCACCAGGUGAGGUCCCAGUGAACUCUGGAAGAGGAGGAGAAAUCCUGAACGAUUUGGAGUUUAUUUAACGUCAAACUGUGGAGAGUUUAUCGUCACUUUAAACCUGAUUUUGUUUUUGUAUCAUCGAGUCAAAGGUUUGAGGUUUUUAAAGGAGCCGGCCGCCAAACGACAAAAAUAAAAACCGUCAGAUCA